CAGAAAACAUGUUUGAGUCCUAAUUCAUUAAGAAAACGCUGUCGUAUGCUUCCCGUUAAAGUUAGAUUUUAGUGGAUUUGUCAGAUUGCGUGGGUUUGUGACCGCUCAGAUUUGUCAAUUUGUUUUUUAGAGUGUAAAGUGAUAGUGGUGAUCACUUGCGUUUAUUAUCGAUUUCGUUAAUUACCAAUUUUUGGAGUUAUUAGUCCCCCUUUGAUCCCUUCUGUCCAUAUAUACUUAACAGAAGAAAAAGAAAAAAAAAAACCCAAAUCUUUCUUACACUCAAUCUUUGUGUUUGAACAUGCAUUUCACACAUAUUGAAUUCUGAAAAUACUUCUCAUCUUAGCUGAGUUGAUGAACUAACCAACUUCUUUGUUUCAUUGUCUCUUUGCUUUCCUGGGUAAUCUAGGGUUCAUAUUGCAUUUCGCUUUUUUUCAGAAUAGUUUGUUUUUUCUUUUAUUAAAGGAACCACCUUUUUUUUGAUCUGGUUCCUUUAAAUCCGAUCCGACCCCUCAAAACCCAAUUCAAAAAGAUUCAUUCUUCCCACAUUUCUUGUGUGUGGGGAGUUAAGAGAUUAUUACAGAUGAAGAGGUCUAAGUUCGACUCGCUGCUCUCAGUGAGUCGAAUCAGAUCGAUUCAAAUCCUGAUGGGGUUCUUGUUUCUUUAUCUUCUCAUAAUGAGCCUUGAAAUUCCUUUAGUUCUGCGUAAUGGGUUAGGUUUCGAAUCCUCAGAGGAUGACCCCACUAUCUCUAUUUAUACUCUGCCUAUUAGAACCCCUGACGCCCAUGGAUAUUCCGUGAAAGAAGCCUCCCAGUUGCCUAUGCCGGAGAGGAAAAUGGGGGAGUAUAAACAAGUUUCCGGCCUUACUUUUGACGAAGCUGCGUUUGACAGUGUUGGUAACGAUGAGUUCUCGGAGUUGCAUAGAGCGGUAAGGGAUGCUUUUCUUUCUGGGAAGAAGUUUUUGGAAGAAAUUGAGUCGGGGAAUGUUAAGGUUGAUUUGGAAAAUGUGAGCCGAAACGCCAACGAGUCGUGCCCCAGUUCUGUGUCUUUGACAGCAGAGGAGUUCAUGAAACAGGGGAAAUUAAUGGUUAUACCUUGUGGAUUGACAUUGGGGUCCCACAUAACAGUGGUGGCAAAACCAAAAUGGGCCCACUGGGAGAAGGAUCCCAAGAUAGCAUUGUUGAAGGAGCCUGGCGAGACCGUGAUGGUGUCACAGUUUAUGAUGGAAUUGCAAGGAUUGAAGGUUGUGGAUGGGGAGGACCCUCCCAAGAUUCUGCAUUUUAAUCCGAGGAUAAAAGGGGAUUGGAGUGGGAAGCCCGUGAUCGAGCAGAACACGUGUUAUAGGAUGCAAUGGGGAUCAGCCCUGAGGUGUGAAGGAUGGAAGUCCAAAGCUGAGGAUGAAACUAUUGAUGGACAGGUCAAAUGUGAGAAGUGGAUCCGAGAUGAUGACGAUCACUCCGAAGAAUCCAAGGCCACUUGGUGGUUAAAGAGGCUUAUUGGUAAGACAAAGAAGGUCACAGUUGAUUGGCCGUACCCUUUUGCUGAGGACAAGUUGUUUGUCCUUACUCUCAGUGCUGGUUUGGAAGGCUAUCAUACUUACGUGGAUGGGAGGCAUAUCACCUCUUUCCCUUAUCGACCUGGUUUCACUCUGGAAGACGCUACCGGACUAUAUGUGAAUGGAGAUGUUGAUGUUCAUUCAGUGAUUGCUGCAUCAUUACCCACUGCACAUCCAAGUUUCGCCUCACAACAGCAUCUGGAGAUGGAAAGUAAAUGGCAGGCUCCACCUCUUCCCGAUGGACCUGUGGAGCUCUUUAUUGGCAUCCUUUCUGCUGGCAACCAUUUUUCUGAGCGGAUGGCAGUGAGGAAAUCAUGGAUGCAACAUCCAUCAAUCAAAUCGUCCAAAUAUGUCGCUCGUUUUUUUGUCGCAAUGCAUCGAAGACAGGAAGUAAAUGUGGAGCUGAUGAAAGAAGUAGAUUAUUUUCGUGACAUUAUUAUAGUGCCUUACAUGGAUCACUAUGAUCUAGUUGUAUUAAAGACCAUUGCUAUUUGUGAAUACGGGAUUCGCACUGUUGCUGCAAAGUACAUUAUGAAAUGUGAUGAUGACACUUUUGUAAGAGUGGAUGCUGUCAUGAAAGAAGUGAAAAAAGUUCCUAGUGGUAGAAGUCUAUACAUUGGAAACAUCAAUUACUACCACAGACCCCUGCGACAUGGAAAAUGGGCUGUAACAUAUGAGGAGUGGCCAGAAGAAGAGUAUCCUCCUUAUGCAAACGGGCCUGGUUAUGUGAUGUCAGCUGAUAUUGCAAACUCUAUUGCUCUAGAUUUUGAGAAACAUAAGUUGAGAGUAAGUUGUAGUAUCUCAAUUUUCCGAAUUCCCUAUCAUGCUUCCGGUAUCUGUCUUUCUGCCGAUUAACAUAUGCACUCUGUUUUGCAUGCAGCUUUUCAAGAUGGAAGAUGUGAGCAUGGGAAUGUGGGUGGAACAGUUUAAUAGCUCAAAACGAGUUGAGUAUGUGCACAGCUUGAAGUUUUGCCAAUUUGGCUGCAUUGAGGACUAUUAUACGGCGCAUUACCAAUCUCCAAGGCAGAUGAUUUGCUUGUGGAAUAAAUUACAAAUUAAAGGGAAACCUCAAUGUUGCAACAUGAGAUGAUAAUGAUUAUGAUAAGCGUAAGAUGAUUUCGGUCCACCGAAGGAAAGCAUCGUAGCUUGUACAUAUAUCAUUUCAGUUGAUUAUCAGAAGGGGGUUGCUAUUGACAUCCUGAUUAAUCUAGGUUACAUCAAUUUCAUCUGGGCCUAAUCUCAUCAGUCUUUACAUCCUCCGAAUGUUAAGAUGGUUGGGUUAGUAGACUGCUUGAGAAUAGUUUUUGUCAUUUCAGGCCCUGUGUUGUAGACUAUGAAGCGGUAUUGUACAUAAACCCGAACCAACUUGAGUAAGUUGUUUCUGCGAUUCAGUCUCUUUGUCUCUCUUGCGUUUCGCUCUUAUGAUUUUGUUUCUGCAGAAUUUUUGUUUGGUCUUAUCAAUACACUAGAUAAGUUCCUUCAAAGUAACAUUCUUCUUCUCCUAAACGAUAUUGGAUAACCGAAUCCAAUGAUUAAUAAAAUCAGGAAGAUUCACCGAUUCAGAGUCAGUUUUACGCGCCAAACCUCGAAACUUUUGCUUCUUUUAAAUAGAGAGACUACAUAGUCGCUGCCAACUUCCGUCUAUAGUCAGGACAAUUGUUUGUUUCAAGAAAAAAAUUCUGCCAUAUUUUGCUGUCUGAACUUAUUCCCCAAAAUUUUCUUUUUUCUUCUAUCAAUCGGCCAUGGAAGCAUUUGUCACGAAAAACCCUGACAUUACAUUACUUCACAUAAAAAACUAUCAUUGCAUCCCUUGAGACUCUGAAGGCAACAUCAUUCAAUGACGCUGUCAGAAGUUUGGAUAGCACAAUGUUCACGUUGAAGCCUUAUGUCGAUACUACAGA
Messenger RNA from Oldenlandia corymbosa var. corymbosa, 3453 nucleotides. The record is from the annotation of a GenBank genome assembly. Lineage: Eukaryota; Viridiplantae; Streptophyta; Magnoliopsida; Gentianales; Rubiaceae.